Messenger RNA from Pollicipes pollicipes, 3917 nucleotides. RefSeq names its product pericentrin. NCBI's taxonomy places the organism in Eukaryota, Metazoa, Arthropoda, Thecostraca, Pollicipedomorpha, Pollicipedidae. The record is from RefSeq and is a predicted model, not a curated record. Gene Ontology annotation, molecular function: molecular adaptor activity. Gene Ontology annotation, biological process: signal transduction. Bases 192 to 3551 code for a protein of 1119 amino acids. The transcript has 21 exons.
GCGAGAGCCGGCCGCCGGGUCAGGCGCCGCCCGCCCAGCCGCUGCCGCCCGAGGUCACGCUGCAGCACAUCAGGGACGCCGCGGAGGCACUGCUGACCUCGCCGGCCGAUGCCGACGACAGCCGCCUGCUGCUGAGCCGGGUGCACCAGUUGGAGGCGCUGCUCUCCGAGCUGACGGCGCAGAGCGAUCAGAUGGUCGCCGAGUGCAACCGCGAGGUGGAUGACAUCAAGCAGCAGAUGGCGGCCGCCGACAAGCAGCUGCGCGCUGGCCGCGCCUUCCUGGACGAGCUGACGGCCGAGCGCGAGGCCGAGCGAGACGAGUUCGGCCGCGAGCAGGCGCGCCUCGUCCAGCUGGUGGCCGAGCGCGAGCGCGAGCGGGACGAGCAGGCCAUCCGGCGUCGCCAGCUGGAGAGCGUGGAGGUGCAAAACAGCGAGCUGCUGUCGGCCGCCCAGGAGUCGGAGCACGAGCGGGCCGGGCUGCGCGACGAGCUGAAGGCGGCCGUCGACAAGAUAUACGACCUACGGGACAUCAUCCGUUCGCUGGAGUCUCACCUGGACGAGCUGGGCCAGUCCGGCGAGCAGGCCGGACUGGAUCGGCUGCGGGCAGAGCUGCUCCGACUGACGGCCGCCAACGGACAGCUGCAGAAACAGCUGGCUAGCUGCAGCUGCUCGGCUGCUGCGCGGCCGGGACAGCCGUCGGCGGCCGGCGCCGCGCCACCGCCAACAGCCGCCCUCAACACCACGGCGGAGAGCGACGACACCACACUCUCGGUCUGCCCGUCCCUGCUGCAGGAGCUGAGGGACCAGCUACAGCUGACAGCUGAUUGUGCAGCUGACAUUCUGAUUGUAUCGCAGAAGAUCCUGCAGAUGGGGACGCAUGUGGAGGAGCGCGUGGAGACGCUGGAGAACAGCUUCUGCUCGGCCGUCGAGUCCCUCUCACCGGCAGGAUCCCAGAGAGAUCUCACGCGCGCGCCGACCGGUGACGAGCUGGGACGGCUGCGGCGUCAGCUAGACCGUCUGGUGUCCGUGGAGGAGGCGGCCCUGGCCCGCACCAGACAGCUGGAGGCAGAGCUGAGCCGUUGUCGGGCCGGCCAGCAGGACCUGCUGGUCGAGCGGGAGGUGCUGCAGAAGCAGCUGACGGAGCAGCUGCUGCAGCAGUCGGCACUGCGGGCACGGCUGCAGCAGAGCCGCCUGGCGGCUGAGGUCGGCACCGAACCGGAGACGGAGUGGCGCGGUCGGCUGGCCUACCUGCAGGCAGAGCUGGACGCCGCCGCCAAACUAAUGCGCGCCAAGGAGAAACAGCUGGCUGACCUGACCUGUCAGCUGGACGAGACGCGCCGUAAGCUGAUUGCGCGGGAGUCGGAGCUGGCGCGGCUGGGCCGGGACCAGGAGAGAGCACCGCCGGCCGGCUCUCCACGCGAGGCGGCCGAGCUGCGCUCCCUGCAGGCCAGACACCGCGCCCUGCAGCUCCAGUAUCAGGAACUGCUGGCCCAGCUGCGGGAGAACAACCUGCCUGAGUUUGUGGAGCGGCUGCUGUCCGACAAGAACCAGCAGAUCGAGGACCUGGAACGGAACGUCAGGGGCCUUGCCCAGCAGUCCUCGCGCUCGCUGUCGGCCGGCGACCGGUCCGGCCAGGAGACGAGCCUGUCGGCACGGCUGCUGGCCGGCCUCUCCGGGAGCCAGCCGAGCCCGGAGGUGCUGCGUCACGCCGCCGCCUCGUCGGCCCACGAGGAGCCCAGUGACCUGUCGCGGCUCGACGUCAGCGCUCUGGCCGAGAAGACGGAGGAGCGGUCGCCGCAGCCGCCGUCGGCGCGAGCGAUGUCGCCGCCCGCGUCGGAGCACAGUUGGGACUCGGCGCCCACCGUGCCCGGCUCGGAGGCGGGCGGCGCCAGCGCCAGCGCCGGCUCCGAGCAGGCCAACAGCGCCUUCACCAGCUCCAGCGGCGACUCCAUCCAGCAGCUUAAGGCGACCCUGCGCAGGAAGAAGCAGCUGCUCAGCACACGCAAGCAGGAGCUGGAGGGACGGGGACGCAGCGAGACGUCCCUGCCCGCCGCAGACCAGUCGGCGGACAGCCAGGAGGAGACAGUCCGGCUGCAGCGGCAGUUGGAGCAGCUGCGCGGCCGGCUGGAGGUGCUGAACCCGAUCCUGGCGCGUCUCGACCAGGACUACUCCAGCGUCGCCGACUCGAUGGACGGCCAGAAGGUGGCCACGUCAGAGACCGAACUGCGUCUGCUGAAUGAGGUCAGCGAGAUACGGCAGGCCAUCGGGAAACAGGAGGCAGCUCACUGCCAGCUGGAGCAGCAGAUCCAGCAGCUGCGGCAACAGGGCGCGGAGACGUCGUCACCACAGAUGCGCUGUCUGGAGGAGCAGCUGCUGGUCACGCUGCGCGACAUGGAGAUUAACAAGCUGGACGCCUGCAGCAAGAUGCACGAGGCGUCGGCGCUGAUGGCGCGCGCCCAGCGCCAGAGUCAGCAGGAGAAGGAGCGGGCUGCAACCGAUGGCGGCUCGGAGCCGGACCCGACCUCCUCCGGCUACAUGUCCGAGCUGGCGGCGUCGUCACCGGCCUACCCGGCGGCGCCGGCCAGCGCGCGGGCCGGCUACCAGCAGGAGGCGGACAGCGUGUCGGAGAGCGAGGCUGAGUCUGCCUUCGUGUCGGGUACGGAGCGAUCGGAACCGGCGUACAGCGAGGUCGGCUCCAAGUCAUCCUGCCCCUCAUUGCUGGACGAGGUGGCCGGCCUGGCCGACAUCGACGAAGAGGUGGAGCGAUUGCGCGCGCGCAUCGGCGAUCUGGAGCGCGAGCUGGGUCACCGUGGCGACGCGCCGUCGGCAGCGGGGCCCGGCCCGUGGCGCGACCGGCUGGAGGCCGAGCGCUCGGCCUGGAGUCAGGAGCGCCAGCGGCUGCAGCAGCGGAUCGCCCGGCUCGAUGCAGAGCAGGAACGGCUGAGGCGCGGCCAGCCGCGCGCCGGCGACGGAGACGACGCGCGCCUGCAGUACGCCUACGGCCGCUUCCUGCGCGCCGAGAGCUACCGACGCGCGCUGUGCUGGCAAAAGCGCUACCUCAUGGUGCUGCUCGGCGGCUACCAGGAGACGGAGACGAUGACGCUGCAGCGCAUGACGCAGCUGACGGGCGGGGCGUUCUGGCCGGACGGCCGCCGCUUCCUGGCGCCGCUGGCCAAGUUCCGCGCCGCCGCCUGGGUGCUGAUCGCCGUCCACCGCAUGGCGUUCAUGGUGCACAGGUGGCGAGCAGGCCGACGGUCGGCCGGCGCGCUGACGGCACCGGCCGACCGGGCCGCGUCCCCCGCCGACCGGGCCGCCUCUCCCGUCUCCUCCUGCCUCUCCGCCUCCACCGCCGGCGCCCGCGCCCAGCUUGACCAGCUGGACCGCAUCGUCCGGGAUUGCAGCGCCUCGGUGCCCGACCUCAGCCAGUUCGACGCCAGGAGCGUCACCAGCGUGAGCGACGUGUGCACCGAGGACCUGGAACCGUACCUGGCGCGCUUCGACGCUCUGCUGGACCGGCAGGGCCUGCCGCCGCAGCCGGGCGGCGCGAGGUAGCCGCCCGGCGUCUCCCCCCGCCGGCGGGGCGGGCCGCUCUCGCGGGGCGGCCGGAAGUGUGCAGUCGGAGCCGGGUCUCCGUGGCCGUCCAGAGCGCGCGGCCAAAUGGGAUUACGUGGUUGCAUUUCUGCACGGGCCCGGCGCCCCGUCCUGUCCUAUUCUAGUCCGCUGUUUUGUAACCACGCGCGAUAAAUUCCAUGCCUGGCAGUGCUUGGCCCUGUGGCCACUGUGAUGGAGAGACGGGUGUGGGGUGUGCUGGGGGAAUGGUAUCUGUUGUCGCCGCGCUCCAGCGCGCUGUGGUAGUCUACGCUGUGAAAGUGCACGAAAUUCCUUAUUUUAAGUAGCAGAAAAUACAUUUACGCGAUA